UACCGUUGUCUCCUCGACUCACCACUCCUACACACCGCUCCUCCCUUAAUUAAUUACCGUUCUCUCUCUCUCUCUUGUUCUAGUUAAUUCAUAUAAAAUACUUCGUACAAUUUACAUUGUUCCAAUUAUAUCUUCCAUUGUUUCAUCUUUUACUGCUCUGUUUCUUCUUCUUCUUCCUGCAACUUGUAAUCCCUAAAUUUAAUCAUUUCCUUUUUUUUUUGUUUUCUUCUACAUUGUUUAUUUUCUCUCUCCUCUUUCUACUGGUUCGUUUUGGCUUCCCCAUUCUUCGAUUUCCUUCCCAUUUUUGUCCUCUUAACAUAACAUAAACAUCAAUCCUGGAGUAUUUAUUUUCUGUUCAGAAAAUCCAACUAAAUUAUAAACAAAAAAAACCCCAUUUUUUUGAAUUUCAAAUUUCAUAAUUAAAGUCUCCCAUCUUCUUUACUCCUUUUGUUUAAUACCAAGUACCCUUUUCCAUCUUCUUCUUCUUCCUUCCCGCUUUUUAUAGUCUUUCCCUUUUUCUCAACAGUCAAAUUUUACUCCAUAAGUUCUGUUUUUGUUUUUUCUCUAAAAAUAAUUACAUUUUAUUUUUGGAAAUUUUCUGACAGAUAUGAUGUUUCAAAGGAAACUUGUCUGAUUUGAUUGAUGUUAGUUGAUUGAAGGAAUUGAUAAACAUUCAAUUCCAGAGGCAUUAUAUCAUUUUUUUGUGAUUAGUCAUUUCAAUGAAGUGAGUGAUUAAAUUAAAUACUAUUACUCGCUCCGUUUGGGAUUGUUUGCACCAUUUUCCUUCUUUCGACCUCGGGAUUUAGUGUGAAGAGGUUUAGGAGAGAGAAGGAAAAAAGUGGCGUUGGGCUCUAAGCAUAUGUCAUUUUCAAUGCAAGUACUGAUAUAAACAGAACCAUGUUCAUUUUCAAUGAUAUUACAGACUUUCAUGAUGGUCUGUAUUUUUCUUCAUUGAAGCUUCUGUUCUUGUGAAACCAACAUCAGCAAAUAGUCAAAACAUCCCAAAACAUCUCCAUUAUUUCUGCAGCUUCACACAAAAGACAGGUUGCUUGAUUUUACUAAUUCUGGAAAAAAAAAAUUGGUUGAACUUUUGUGGGUGAAUAUUUGGAAAAUUUGGGUUACUGUUACAAAACAGUGAAUAAAUUUGGAGGAUUUUGUGAUAGAUUGAAAAUUGUGGGUACCCAUUUGGAUAUUUUUGCAUGAAAUUGCAAAAUUAUUAAGGGUUUGUUUCAACUGAAGUGAUUAUUGUUGAGUAGAGAGAACUGAGAAGUGGGGUUUGUAAAUUAGGAGAGAGAAAAUGAGUGGGCAACAGCAGAAAAGAGAGAAGAAUGACAAGGGUUCAUCGGAAGGUGUUGAGAAGGUUAUGGUUGCUGUAAAAGCUUCAAAGGAAAUCCCAAAGGCAGCUCUUGUUUGGGCUUUGAGUCAUGUUGUUCAACCUGGUGAUUGCAUCACUCUCAUUGUGGUUGUCCCUCCUCCCAGUUCAGGUAGGAGAUUGUGGGUUUUCCCUAGAUUUGCUGGAGAUUGUGCGAGUGGUCAAAAGAAGUUGUUUGCUGGUACGAGUUCGGAGCAGAAAAUCGAGUUGACAGAUUCUUGUUCUCAAAUGAUACUUCAGCUACAUGAUGUUUAUAAUCCUCACAAGAUAAAUGUGAAGAUAAAGAUUGUGUCUGCAUCUCCUCCUGGAGCUGUAGCUGCAGAAGCGAAGAAGGUUCAAUCAAAUUGGGUUGUAUUGGACAAGCACCUCAAGCAAGAAGAAAAGCGUUGUAUGGACGAGCUCCAUUGCAACAUUGUGGUCAUGAAAAAGUCACAGGCUAAAGUACUCAGACUGAAUUUGGUCGGACCUUCAACGGAACUUGUACUAAGUGGUCCGUCAGGUGGCCAACUUGAUGAAGUUAGAGGGCCUGUUGUCACUCCAAGCAGCAGUCCUGAUUUAUUUACCGCGACAGAAGCAGGAACAUCAUCUGUAUCGAGCUCAGAUAUUGGGACAUCGCCUUUUGCUCCAUCUGUAAUGAGUGAAAAGUUAAAGAAGAGUGAUAUGGUCCUUAUAAAAGAAAGUAGAAAUCUUGUUGUGUCAGACUCGGAUGAUUCAGAUGAAGAGGACUUGUCUCCAUGCUCGACAAGUUCAGGGGUUCGGCCUUGGAUGGGCGAGUACAUAACAUCACAUUUACGGUCCUCUAAGAAGCUCGAGAAGAGGUCUUCGACACAAAAUGAUAGGGAUUCUGGUAUUGGGUCUAGAAGAUAUAAGCCUGAUAUUGAGUUUAGUGGAAAUGUGAGAGAAGCCAUGUCUCUAUCAAGAAGUCCUCCUCUUGGACCUCCUCCACUAUGUUCAAUUUGCCAACAUAAGGCACCGGUUUUUGGGAAGCCUCCAAAGUGGUUUAGCUAUGCUGAACUCGAGCUUGCUACAGCUGGAUUUUCACAGUCUAAUUUCUUGGCGGAAGGAGGUUAUGGGUCAGUCCACAGAGGGAUACUACCUGAUGGUCGGGCUAUUGCUGUGAAACAACAUAAAUUGGCAAGUUCACAAGGUGAUGUUGAGUUCUGUUCGGAAGUGGAGGUUUUGAGUUGUGCUCAGCAUCGGAAUGUUGUUAUGCUUAUCGGCUAUUGUAUUGAAGACAAGAGGAGGUUGCUGGUCUAUGAAUACAUAUGUAAUGGAUCCCUGGAUGCACAUUUAUAUGGACGGAAUCAGCCCCCUUUGGAAUGGUUUGCUCGGCAGAAAAUUGCUGUUGGAGCUGCUAGAGGACUGCGGUAUCUACACGAAGAGUGCAGAGUAGGCUGCAUUGUUCACCGUGACAUGCGUCCAAACAACAUUCUUCUCACCCAUGAUUAUGAACCACUGGUGGGGGAUUUUGGGCUGGCGAGGUGGCAACCUGAUGGAGACACUGGGGUCGAAACAAGAGUGAUAGGCACAUUUGGGUAUCUAGCUCCAGAGUACGCACAAAGUGGGCAAAUCACAGAAAAGGCAGAUGUCUAUUCCUUCGGUGUUGUACUUGUUGAGCUUCUAACAGGAAGAAAGGCUGUUGAUCUAACUCGAUGCAAAGGCCAGCAGUGCCUUACUGAAUGGGCGCGGCCCCUUAUGGAAGAAGGUGCUAUUGAGGAGCUAAUCGACCCUCGUCUUGGUAACCGGUAUUUAGAACCAGAAGUCGUUUGCCUGAUGCAUGCUGCAUCCUUGUGCAUUCGCCGAGACCCUCACUCCAGACCUCGGAUGUCACAGGUCCUUCGUGUACUAGAGGGUGACAUGUUCAUGGAUUCAAGUGUUCUGUCCACACCUAGGCACGAUACAGGGAAUCGCAGUGGAAGAAUGAGACUGCUGGACCGCGAGUCAUACAGUGGUCCAUUGCGCAACGAGGAAAUAGAAGAAUACACUGGUAGUUUAUCCCUAGAGUCACUGAGGACAGCUUUGUGGGAAAGGGAAAAGAUUAGGACUUCAUCAAACCAUUAAGAUUUUUGGACAAGAGAAGAUUGCUUUUGCUGUAGGAUUUUUUGGGGGAGUUCCUGUAUUACUCUUCUCAUUUGGUUUUUGUAUAGUAUAUUAGAAGGUAUUUGUUGUUAAAUGUUAAUAUUGUAUGCAUUUUGUGUAAUCAUAUAUUGUCAUAUACCAGCCAAGUUAUUCCAAAUGAAGAUCCCCUCAAAAAUAAAUAAAUUUCCAAAUGAAGAUGCCACUUUUGCUAAUCUUCUGUUUCUUUGA
Molecule: messenger RNA, 3679 nt
Organism: Spinacia oleracea (spinach)
Lineage: Eukaryota; Viridiplantae; Streptophyta; Magnoliopsida; Caryophyllales; Amaranthaceae
Product: inactive protein kinase SELMODRAFT_444075
Exons: 9
Coding region: 1298-3433 (711 amino acids)
Biological process (GO): protein phosphorylation
Molecular function (GO): protein kinase activity; ATP binding
Source: RefSeq, a predicted model, not a curated record